UUUGUCUUGUCAAAACCAAAUCAGCAAAAUGCAAAGAUUGUUUUUGUUUUCUCUUAUUAUAGCAGCGAUAGUGCAUCAAGGACUGGCGUUAACUUGUUAUGAUUGUAUCAACUGCAACUCAGUUGAUUCUUCUAACGAAAGCAACUGCACCGAUAUUACAGGGCAGACAACAAUGUGCAUCAAAUCCGAAGGAACUAUAGCGGGCAUCACUACAACAUCCCGGGGUUGUGGAUACGCAACGUCAGAAACAUGCAGUUCAUCCUCCUUUUUCGGGAUUUCUGGAACCGUUUGCUACUGUGCCACAGAUCUCUGUAACGGGGCUGGAGUCGUUAGAAUCAGCGUCAUAAUGGGAACUCUCAUUGCUGUGAUCUCGGCAAAAUUACUGAUGUAGACCUGAAGAAAUAGUUUGAUGAAUUCAAUUUUUAUUAGUUAUGAAAUUAUUGUGAGAAGUGUGUAGAGUAUAUCUUUCUGUAUACUAUUAGACAAAUUUUUUUUUGAGCAUUGUGCAGCCUGCGUCCCGCAGGGGGGGGGGGGGGUUACUUCUGAUAGAAAUGACUCGAACCCGAAAUGUGUGUUCCCAACGU
Messenger RNA from Styela clava, 584 nucleotides. RefSeq lists its product as uncharacterized. NCBI's taxonomy places the organism in Eukaryota, Metazoa, Chordata, Ascidiacea, Stolidobranchia, Styelidae. The record is from RefSeq and is a predicted model, not a curated record.